Amorphotheca resinae ATCC 22711 is the source of this 3003-nucleotide messenger RNA. RefSeq lists its product as hypothetical. Bases 1 to 3003 code for a protein of 1000 amino acids. The transcript has 2 exons. NCBI's taxonomy places the organism in Eukaryota, Fungi, Ascomycota, Leotiomycetes, Helotiales, Amorphothecaceae. The record is from RefSeq and is a predicted model, not a curated record.
AUGAAGACCCAAGCGCUUUCUGCCGUCGUGGCAUUGGCGUCAGGCCUUCAGCUUGUAUCUGCUGGGGGUUGGCUCGAUGCACCUCCUUUCUCUUGCCCUUCUAAUAGCGACAACACUUGCACACCUCAACAAGCCGGUGGCUUUGACUGGGGAAGCCUCUCUGUUGGACCUUUCAAAAACUACGGUGGACUUGACUUCGAUGGGUGGACUUGUGCCAACUCUUUCGGUGCUGGCGGUAGCUUCCGCACCAGAGCGUUGACCCCCCGAACCUUCCAGGACAAAUGCAUCACUGCUGUCGCCCACCCUGAACCAGAGAAGUGCCCCAGCUUUGGCUGCGGUUCUAGCGGUGAAGUCUCUGCUUUCUCCGUCGACCAUUUCCAGGUUUCCACUGAAUUCGACUGUGACCUUGAGUUCCACUAUGGCAUGCCUGGCGGAAACAUCUGCAAGCAAACCUCUCACUGCUUGAAGGGUGGUUCAACCAUCAAGAACACCCAAUGUGGUGGAGCCAAGAACGUUACCGUCGUCUACCCCGGCGGUGGACCAAAGCCCACUUGCAGCAUUGGUAUUCACAGCAUCGGAUUUGACUGCGGCAAGCACACAACCUCUAUCUACACUCCCACCAGCAUUGCGGUCAGCACCUCUGCUAAGGCAACGACGACUCCUGUGUCUACUCCCGCGGUGACGACUGCGGUUUCGUCUACCCCAGCUGCCUUUACCUCCGCUUCUUGGUCUGCCUCUGUCCCCACGGGCGGUUUUGGUGGAAACACUACCAUCGCUGUGCCAAGCUCAGGUUCUCCAGCCCCAAGUGUCUUCACUUCGACUGUUUACUCAACCUCUGUUUCAACCAUCAUCAGCUGCGCUGCUACUGUUACGGACUGCCCUGCUCACUCUACCGUUCUCACAACGAUCAUCGUUCCAGUCUCUACUACCAUCUGCCCGGUUACUGAGACUCAGACUUCCGGUGCUGCUACCUCCACAUCUCCAGCUGCUGGCGCGUCGUCCACCCCAGCCGGCUCCAGCCCGGCGGCUUCAUCUACCCCAGGCAGCGCGUCCAGCCCGGCGGCUUCAUCUGCCGCAGGCAGCUCGUCUACCCCAGUGGCUUCAUUCAGCGCAGGUACUUCCUCUCCUGCAGCUUCGUCUUCUGGAGCAGCCGCCUCUCCUUCGUCGACUGGUGCCUCUUCCAGCACCGAGGGCGUAAGCAGCGCUGUUAGCACGAGCUCCCCGGCUGGUGUUGCGACCACCUCUUCUCCCGCGCCAUCUGAGGUUAUCACCACCGUGAUUGUGGACUCCUCGACUACUGUAUGCCCCGUCACCAGGACUCACGUCACCUCUGGUACUACUAGCAUCGAGACCACCCUCACGACCUCCACAAUCCGCGUGACCUCUGUUUCUACCUCCACUGUUAGCACCGCUCCUGUUACCAUCCCAUCAGGCCCGGCAGGUUCAUCUUCAUCCAGCGUAGCCGGCGUCACCACCGCUUCCAGCGUUGGAAUCCCAUCCGGCCCGUCAGGCAUUCCAACCACACCAAUCUACGCGAACUCCUCAAGCCCAGCUACUUCCCCUGCCAGCAUCGCAAGCAGCCCUGCACCAUCUGAGGUUAUUACCACCGUCAUUGUGGACACUUCUACCACUGUCUGCCCAGUUACCAAGACCCACGUCACUUCUGGCAGCACCGUCAUUGAGACCAGCUUCUCUACUUCCACAGCCUAUGUUACCUCCUACUCCACUGUCACUAGCACCGCAGCUGGUGUCACUACCACCGCUCCCGCGCCGUCUGAGGUUAUCACCACUGUGGUUGUGGACACUUCAACUACUGUGUGCCCAGUCACCAAGACUCACGUCACAUCUGGUGUCACCAGCAUUGAGACUAGCCUCUCUACUUCCACGGUCUACCUUACUUCUUGGUCUACUGUUUGCACAAAGUGCACCGCGACGGAAGCAACGUCGAUCCCGGUCGCUUCUGGCCCAGCCGCUUCCAGCCCCGCGGGUGUCGCUACCACCAGCCCAGCGGCUGUCAUCACCUCUGCCGCCACUGCUCCGGCAUCUAGCUCUCCAGCGGCACUUCCAUACCCAAGCAUCCUUCCUCAAUGUUUGAACACCUGGAUUCCUCUCACCACCAACUGCAGCUCCAACGCUGACGCCGCAUGCUACUGCCCAUCGGAGGCCCUCGCCUGCUCAGUCUUCGAGUGUUUGAACGCUCACGGUGCCACCCCUGCCGAUAUUGCUUCCGCCCAGAACUACUUCCAAGGUAUCUGCGCCAACCAUGUCUCCGUCAACCCUGCCCUCAUCACCUGCGCUCCCAGCGUCCCAGGUGCACCAACCUCCACCGUGCCCGCUGGUCCAGUUAGCACCGUCACCGUUGUCACCACCAUGGUCGUCCCAUGCAGCUCUGCCGGAACUGCCAUCCCAUCUUCUUCCACCACUACCGUCAUCUCGACCUCAGUCGUUGUGCCUCAAGUUGUCCUCACCACCGUCUCUGGCUCUGCAACUUCUGUCGCCUUGGUGACUGGUACCCCAGCUCCCGUCACGGUCCCUGGUUCCGCUCCUGGCGCUCCUCAAAGUGCUCCCGCUACUACCACCUACGCCCCUGGAGGCGUUGCCACUUCUGUAGCUGCCACUUCCGCCCCUGCCGGUGUUGCCGCUUCUGCAGCUGCCUCCUCUGCUCCCGCAGGUGUUGCCGCUUCUGGGGCUGCCUCCUCAGCUCCCGCAGGCGUGGCCGCUUCUGGGGCUGCCUCCUCAGCUCCCGCAGGCGUGGCCGCUUCUGGGGCUGCCUCCUCUGCUCCUGCAGGCGUUGCCACUUCUGCUCCCGCCGGCGCUGCCGCUACAGGAGCCUACUACCCCCACACCACCGUCGCCGCGGCACCCGUCCCCUGGGCUCCCUCCAAUGGCACCGCCCCAGCGGCCCCAACCUCACCCAUUGUCUUCGCAUCCUCUGGAUCCCAAGUCAGCCUUGGAUUCAGCAGCCUCGCGGCCGCUGCUAUCCUCGCCGUUUUGGCUCUUUAA